Messenger RNA from Daucus carota subsp. sativus, 1896 nucleotides. Its product is annotated as sucrose transport protein. Gene Ontology annotation, biological process: sucrose transport. NCBI's taxonomy places the organism in Eukaryota, Viridiplantae, Streptophyta, Magnoliopsida, Apiales, Apiaceae. Gene Ontology annotation, cellular component: plasma membrane; vacuole. The record is from RefSeq and is a predicted model, not a curated record. The transcript has 4 exons. Gene Ontology annotation, molecular function: sucrose:proton symporter activity. The coding region runs from base 143 to 1690 and encodes 515 amino acids.
ACAUCUCUCCUUCUGUUUCCUCACUCUCACACCUAACUAUCCUCCCUCCCUCCCCCUCACUCUCUCUAUCUCUCUCCCAUCACCCUCACCACAAAACACACACAAACAAAACCAUAAACAGAUAAAAUCAAAUUAAAUAAUCAUGGAGAACGGUACGAAGGAAUUAAACAAGCCGCAACCACCGUCCUCCGCUGCCAUGCAGCUCCAAACGCCAGUCCAAAAAAUCCCAACCGCCACGUGGAAACUCGUCCUCGUCGCUGCCAUCGCCGCCGGGGUCCAGUUCGGGUGGGCCCUCCAGCUCUCCUUACUCACCCCUUACGUCCAACUCCUCGGCAUCCCUCACAAAUGGGCCGCCUACAUCUGGCUCUGCGGCCCAAUCUCCGGCAUGCUAGUCCAGCCCAUCGUCGGCUACUACAGUGACCACUGCCAAUCCUCCUUCGGCCGGAGACGCCCCUUCAUCGCCUCCGGCGCCGGAUGCGUCGCCAUCUCCGUCAUCCUCAUCGGCUUCGCCGCCGACAUAGGCUACAAAGCCGGCGACGACAUGUCCAAAACGCUCAAGCCUCGCGCAGUCACCGUCUUCGUCAUCGGAUUCUGGAUCCUCGACGUCGCCAACAACAUGCUGCAAGGCCCAUGCAGAGCCCUCCUCGCCGACUUAUGCUCCGGCGACACCAGAAGAAUGCGCUCCGCCAACGCAUUCUACUCCUUCUUCAUGGCCGUCGGUAACAUCCUCGGCUACGCCGCCGGGUCCUACAACAAUCUCUACAAGCUCUUCCCCUUCUCCAAAACCCAUGCAUGCGAUUUAUACUGCGCGAAUCUAAAAAGCUGCUUCAUCAUCUCCAUCGCCUUACUCAUAAUCAUCACCGUCGUAGCCCUCAGCGUCGUCAGAGAAAAGCAGUGGUCCCCUGACGACGCGGACGCCGCCGAUGAGCCGCCGUCCUCCGGGAAAAUCCCGGUGUUCGGCGAACUACUCGGGGCCCUCAAGGACUUACCGCGACCCAUGUUACUAUUACUAAUCGUCACGUGUCUUAAUUGGAUUGCAUGGUUCCCGUUUAUUUUAUUCGAUACCGAUUGGAUGGGCCGGGAGAUUUACGGAGGGACAGCUGGGAAGGGGAAGCUAUAUGACCAAGGUGUUCGGGCCGGGUCAUUGGGAUUGCUGCUCAACUCGGUGGUUCUAGGGCUGACGUCAAUUGCCGUCGAGUAUCUUGUCCGGGGAGUCGGUGGUGUGAAGAUUCUAUGGGGAGUUGUCAACUUUAUAUUGGCGAUAGGGUUGGUCAUGACGGUGGUGGUGUCCAAAGUGGCGCAGCAUCAACGGGAGCAUAGUGCGAAUGGGCAGCUUCUGCCGCCGUCCGCCGGAGUUAAGGCCGGAGCUUUGUCGUUGUUCUCCAUAUUGGGUAUCCCCCUAUCGAUAACGUAUAGUAUUCCUUUCGCUCUGGCAUCUAUAUAUUCCAGCGGUUCUGGUGCAGGACAAGGUCUCUCUCUUGGAGUUCUUAACCUCGCAAUUGUUGUGCCACAGAUGAUUGUUUCGGUUCUGGCCGGGCCAUUCGACUCCUUAUUCGGUGGAGGAAACUUACCGGCUUUCGUCGUGGGAGCGAUCUCCGCGGCGAUCAGCGGUGUGUUGGCUAUCGUUCUGCUGCCAAAGCCUUCUAAAGAUGCGGCGUCCAAAUUGUCGCUCUCCGGUACUUACCAUUAAAAUGGUUCAAUUUGUACUGUGAAGUGGUUAGGAAGCGGCCAUUUUAGAUUGCUAAGCAUAUCGAGUGGCUUUUUAAGAUUUCCUAAUGUGGAAACUACCAGCUCUUUUACUGUAAAUUUUAAUUUGGCUAGCGUACUUGGAGUUCGAGAAAUUUGUGUAACUUCCUGUGGGGGAGUGUUUGUUUUAAUAUAAUGUAAGGUUUGUCA